AACAAACAACCCAGGAAAGCAAAAUGCUCUGCGUUCGUGACCUUUUAAAGUCAACUGCUUAAAAAUGUAGCUCGUGAAAACGCAAUCUCAUUAAGAUCAGAUCUUAGUUAUCGCUUUCUCUAAACAAAACUUUAUUUAGCGGCAGCGAGAACUUAGAUUUGAUUUUAAUGAGAUUGGUGAAAACGUAACUUUGAAUUUGUAGAUGUAAAGGAAACUUCGUUUUUAAUUUGUUUGUUUUUCUUUUUUUUCUUUCUUGUAUUUCUUUUGUUUUGUUUUGUUGUUUGUUUGUUUUUCUUUUUUUGGGGGGAGGGGGUCGCGUUAAUUUGUAAAUCGUGGAGUACACAAGGUAAUAAUAUACAUCGAAAUCUAUCCCCUUUACGGAUUCAGGUUACAGUACGCUGACAACAAUAUUCAACAGCAAUGUUUAUCCCGAAGGGGAUACGGGUAGGAAUAGCGAAGUUACCGAAUUUGAUUUUCCUUCAACACCUGUUUGUCUCAACCUGUUUGACUUCUGCGGUACAGUUUCCGUGUCCGUUGAUGUUCCGAGUGCGUGCAGUCAUGUGCUAAAGUUAUGAUUGACAGAUAUCACACAAUAACGGCGUUUUGUUGAAUGAGUCUCGUCGAUGUUUCAGGAUAAGCAUGUCAACUUACACUGUGUAUUUACAAUUGUUAUGUAUUGGGCUCAUUACAGACGUUUACGGAGGCAAUGUGACGGUGACCAUGACCCCACGUGCCAUUACGCUUCAAGGAGGAUCUAGCAGUAACGCCAAUGUGUGCCUGUCACAGCCCUUGUCAAAGACGGCCACCUUGCUGUUCACCUAUGACACUGGUAAAGGGGUAUUCUUCUCAGAUGACAGACAGGUUGUCGCCCCCCUCCAUAACCUAACGCUAAGGAGGGACACCCCACCGUGCAGACAAGUCCACAUCUCCGGGGUCAACCCUGGCCACGUCUUUGUCGGCGUCAACUCAACGUCACCGGAGCUGCAAGACCUGUCGUCACUCUACAUCCGGGUUGAUGUCAUGAAAAGUUCCGUGUUGAAUAUUGCCUCGGUUGUCAUUGGCUGGAUUUACUUCGUUGCCUGGACAGUGGCGGGUUAUCCCCAAGUCUACACCAAUUGGAAGAGGAAGAGUAUCGUGGGCCUCAACUUCGACUUUCUCAGCUUCAACAUCACAAGCUUCAUCGCAUACAGCCUCUACAACUGUGGGCUGUUCUGGAUACCGACAAUACAGGCCGAUUACUUUACGAUACACCCCCGGGGCAUCAACCCGGUGAGGCUGAAUGACGUCUUCUUCGCCCUGCACGCCCUAGCCUUGUCCUCGUUCAUGAUCAUCCAGUGCUUCAUAUACGACCGAGGCAGUCAGAAGAUUUCGAGGGUGUGUCACAUCAUACAAGGCCUCAUCUACCUGUUUCUGGUCAUCACGCUGUUUGUGGCGGUGGGCCACAAGAUCACCUGGCUGACCUACCUGUACUACUUCUCCUACAUCAAGCUUGGCAUCACUCUCAUCAAAUACUCGCCGCAGGCCUACAUGAUCUACAAGAACAAGACUACAGCCGGGUUCAGCAUUGUGGCUGUGGCAUGCGACUUCACUGGAGGGCUGUUCAGUGUACUGCAGAUGUUUCUUCUCUCCAUAAACAGUGAUGAUUGGGGCUCCAUCAUCGGCGAUCCCACGAAGUUUGGCCUUGGACUGUUCUCCAUGAUGUUCGACGUCGUGUUCCUCGUACAGAACUGCAUGUACAAGAAUAAGGUCGUCGUCCUGGACCAGACUCCCAUUCUCGUAAAUGACAGUGGGGAAGAGAGUUAACUUCACCUUACCCUCUAGAACUGGGGAGAUACACCUUUUACAACAUGACCAGAGUCGCGAAGCGAAGCUGUGAUCAACUGAUGGUCAAACAAUAAUAUUGUUUGUUUGAUUGUUGUUUAACGCCGAACAGGCGGCCUGUAAAUAAUCGAGACGGGACCAGACAAUCCAAUGAUCAAUAUUGCGAGCAACGACCCACGCCUUCGGGGUUGGAAGACACGCAAUCAUCUUAGUCACGGAGUCUGACCACCCGAUCUAUUUGGUCACCUUAGUCAUCGAGUCUGAGCACCCGAUCUAUUUGGUCGCCUUAGUCACUGAGUCUGACCACCCGAUCUAUUUGGUCGCCUUAGUCACUGAGUCUGACCACCCGAUCUAUUUUGUCACCUUAGUCAUCGAGUCUGACCACCCGAUCUAUUUGGUCGCCUUAGUCACUGAGUCUGACCACCCGAUCUAUUUGGUCGCCUUAGUCACUGGGUCUGACCACCCGAUCUAUUUGGUCGCCUCUUACGACCAGCAUAUGUUGCUUGAAGCCUAUGCUAGCUCGGAUUCCCUACAGGAUACAUAUUAUUAUUGAAUAUUGUUGUCCGCACUUUAAUAGCUAACACACAGCUUCAGAGAGUGUGACCACUUGGCAACCCAGGAUAGAUUAGGUCAUCAGCACGCUAUUGCUUGGAAGAGGCGAUUGAAACGGCGGGGGUGGACAGGUUUGAUGACUUUUUUCAUGGAGUGUGAUUUUAGGCAGGGACAUCGCUCAUAAUACCAUUGGUUUGUCUGGUCCAGAAUGACUUAUUCACAGGCCACGUCUGUAUCUGAAAAUUUAAUAUUGCUGACCAAAUAUUGGUUACAAAUGCUAUCAGUCGGUUUGGUGAUCAUUUCUAGUCAAAGUCUUCACCCUGUAACUCAAGGGCGGAUCCAGCAUUUUCAAAAGGGAGGGGUCCAAAAUAUCAAAGUCUUCUUUCAGAUAAGUUUACUGCCUACAACAUACUACCCACCCCACCCAUAGCCCUUAAUAAGUUCACCUUGCAACUGUGAAACUAAAACAUUGUCAAAUUUACACAGUGUUUCGUAUCUCAAUUCUAUUAUAUAUUCAACACAACUGACAUGGUUGAGAGAUGGGCGUGUGGUUGGGUGUAGGGAUGGGACGAGUCCAAAUUUACUACCCGGGUACCCAUCCCCCCUAUUACCCGACCCUACCCGGGUAUCUGCUGUAUGUCUAAAGAGGUAGGUACAAACUGUCCAAUUGGGAAAAGUUUGACCGUAGCUCUGGUAAAAUGUGUUCAGAUACAUUUAUGAAACGAUCUGGUGUAUACACAGAAGUUGACUAAAGUUUUAUUUUUCUUCAAACAUAUGAAAGUCAUAAGGAAUGGUUGUAGUAGUCAGGAAGAACUCCGAACAUGAGUGACUUGUAGUUUAAACAUAGAGUUUUAGAUACUUUUUGUCAUUAAUCAAUAUAUCACGUGACUAGACCCGAGGACCCGAGUACCCCGUCCCAGCCCUAGUUGGGUGAGUGAGCUCCUUGAAUGAGUGAGUGCCUAGAUAAUGAUGGUUGGUUGAUGAACGGGUGGUGUGUAGUUGAGUGAAUGGGUGGCUGAAUGAGUGAGUGGGUGGGUGGGUGGUUUGAUGAGUUAGAAGUGUGCUUGAAUGGCUUAGUGAAUUGUGGGUGAGCGGCAGGGUGAAUUGAGUGAGUGAAUGUAUAAGUGGAUGGCAGAGUUGAUAAGUGAAUAAAUAAAUACUAUAUGUUAGGCCAGACUCUGUUUUCUGGGUUACAGUCACUGGUGAAAGAUUUGGUCAGUUGGUCGGAUUUUUUAAAAAAAAUUUGGCCUGGCUUGGGUCCUCAUAAAUAUUAUACAUAUAAAAUCUGAAUUGUGAUGAAGUUUUAUCCUUGACAUAAAUUCUAUUUUAGUGGUAUAAAAUCCCUAGACUUAUUCAUAUUGUCAAAGCAAUCUUUAUGGUAGGGGUUAGUUUAUUUAUAGCAGCACUGUCACUACUGGAAGUAAUAAUACUUAUUGCCAGAAUUGCUUGUUUUCACUUUAUAGGUAUAAGCACACAAGAAGCUAUCUGCUUAAAUUAAAAUCGCAAUAUUUCUUUUUUUCCAAGUGGUGAGGAAAAUAGGGACAGGGCAUGACAUUAGGGUAUAUGGAAUACAAAGCGAGAGAUUCUCAACAGCUAAUACUCAUUAUAUCUCCAUGACAAAUUGCAAAGAGCAAUGAAGAACAAAGAAUGGUUUAUUUCACGAUAAAACAUUUUCUAGUAUGACCUCAUUUCUGAAGAUUCGGACAUGCACUCGCAACUUGAUGACAUCAUAUAUUGGACAACGUUAUGUUUGAGAGGGAAAUGUCAAGUAAGUUGUUCCCUAUAGAUGUAGCUGGACAGCCCAGGUAAAUGCAGUGGCUGAAUGACUGCAUCCAAAAGUGGGAGAGAUAUGACAAUCAACGUGAGGAUUGUGGAAAUACCAAACUUAAUCCACCUGUUCGAAAAAUGGUCUUGUCCGACAUUUCCAAGGUCGGAUUCUAUUAAGGGCGUCAUCAUUAUUAAAAUUUGGGUAAAUAUUUGUAAAGCUUGCACAUUUUAUCAACAACCUUAAAAAGGCUAUACAUAAUGUUGAUAUCUCAUAUAAGAAAUAAACUACUCGUGGUCGUUGUUGAUCAUCAAAUAAAACACUGCAGCCCUUAUGGUUUAUUCUCCCUGCAGUGUUUUAUUGUAUGAUAAACAACUCACUCAUCGUUUACUUCUUAAAUAACAGUAACCAAACCAUUCCACUUCUUCACAAACCAAACUCCCAUUUUCAGUGGUAUAUUCUUUAUUCAACAAUGACGUCAUAUACAGAUAUGAUACAAUAAAAUUAUCUAAAACAAAA
Haliotis rufescens (red abalone) is the source of this 4657-nucleotide messenger RNA. Its product is annotated as cystinosin-like. The coding region runs from base 640 to 1803 and encodes 387 amino acids. NCBI's taxonomy places the organism in Eukaryota, Metazoa, Mollusca, Gastropoda, Lepetellida, Haliotidae. The transcript has 9 exons. Gene Ontology annotation, cellular component: vacuolar membrane. Gene Ontology annotation, biological process: L-cystine transport. Gene Ontology annotation, molecular function: L-cystine transmembrane transporter activity. The record is from RefSeq and is a predicted model, not a curated record.